CAACGUUUCACCACCCUAGACUAUGUCAUCUUCUCAACCAUGUUGCUUUUGUCGGCGAUAGUCGGCAUAUUCUAUGCCUUCGGGGGAGUAUUAAAAUCUCACAAGGACUUUCUGAUGGCGGACCGCAACCUCAGUUCUUGGCCUGUGUCAUUUUCCCUCACGACCAGUUUCAUGUCGGCCUUAACGGUGCUGGAGACUCCUGCCGAAAUCUACCGCUUUGGAAGCGUUUAUAUCAUCUUUGCUCUCUCCUACGCCAUCAUGGUGGUGAUCAGUGCCGAAGUGUUCCUACCCGUCUUCUAUCGACUGGGGAUCACGAGCACUUACGAGUACUUGGAGCUUCGGUAUAAUAAGUAUAUGCGUAUUCUUGGAACAACGAUGUUUAUAACAGUAACGAUGUUAUACACUGGAAUUGUUAUAUAUUCUCCAUCAUUGGCUUUGAAUAAAGUUACAGGAUUUCGGUUGUGGGGAUCAGUAAUAGCAACAGGAUUAGUCUGCACCUUCUACUGCACAGUAGGUGGCCUAAGGGCAGUAGUCUGGGCAGAUGUUUUCCAAUAUAUACUGAUGGUAACUGGGUUUGUAGCAGUGCUUGCAAAGGCUGUGAUCAUUAAAGGAGGAUUUGGUCCUAUUCUAUAUGAUGCUUACCAGGGAGGAAGACUAAAAACUUGGGACUUUAACCCAAGUCCUUUGCAAAGGCAUACUGUGUGGACCAUUGUUAUUGGUGGCACUUUUACUUGGCUUGGCAUGUAUGCAACAAAUCAAAGUCAAGUUCAACGAUAUUUUGCUUGCAGAUCACAGUGGGAUGCCAAAUGUGCUCUGUAUCUAAAUCUUGUGGGACUCUGGAUAGUUCUGAUUUUUGCAUCACUGAAUGGACUAUCAAUGUACUCAAUAUACAAGGAUUGUGAUCCAUUGACAGCCGGAGUUGUAUCAGCACCGGAUCAGCUCAUGCCAUAUUUUGUUCUGGAUAUUCUGGAAGAUUAUCCAGGAGCGCCAGGACUUUUUGUGGCUGGGACCUACAGUGCUUCAUUAAGUUCAGUAUCUACCAGCAUCAAUGCAUUAGCUGCUGUAACUUUAGAAGAUUUUAUUAAGCCUUAUUUCACACUGUCUGAAGAAAAGUUAUCAUAUGUUUCCGUGGGAAUGAGUCUAUUAUUUGGUAUAGGAUGCCUUUCCAUGGCUGUAUUAUCAUCAGUUAUGGGUGCUUUAUUACAGGCUGCGCUCAGUGUUUUUGGAUUAAUUGGAGGACCUUUAUUAGGAAUAUAUUCUUUGGGCAUCCUAUUUCCUUUUGCAAAUUCUAAAGGUGCAUUCUCAGGUUUUAUUUGUGGAUUUUGUCUAAUAAUGUGGAUUGGAAUUGGUGCUCAGAAAUACCCACCAGCACAUCACAGGACAAUGCAAUUACCUCUUUCAACUGCAGGCUGUCAAAGAUCCAAUGUCAGUGCAUUGGUACCAUUAACAGUUACUAGCCCUUCACCAGCUCCUCCAAG
This is a messenger RNA of Python bivittatus (Burmese python), 1478 nucleotides long. Lineage: Eukaryota; Metazoa; Chordata; Lepidosauria; Squamata; Pythonidae. The record is from RefSeq and is a predicted model, not a curated record.